UCGAGUCGUGGUGCAACACAGGCAGUGGAGGCGGCGGCGGCGGCGGAGGAGGCGUGCGAGAGUGUCAUUACCGACCCUCAGUCGUGGUGAUCGUUAUAUUGAUAUUAAUUUGAUGUCAUUAGAAGGAAUUAGAGAAGUGUUACUGUGUAAAAAGUGAGCUACAUAGGAGGUGGUUGGGGAAACCGGACAUUUAGCGGGCAAGAAGCCGUGGCGCCAUCUGUAACAUUCUGGUGCCGCCUUUUGUCAGGCACUAUCGUCAUGCACGGAGAAUGACAACGCCGAACAGUGUCACGUAAAAGUCGCACAUAAACAUACAUUCUGAAUAAACGUUAUGUUGGUGCAGUUUGUCUCGAAAUACUCACAUCCGCUGGCAUAUUGUCAAGUUGCCAACUAAAACUAAAACAAAAAUCCAAAUUGCGAAACACACACAAAAAAAAAGAAAUAGAAAUAAAUAUACACAGAAACACUCAUAACCCCCAGACUUCACACCGAAGAUAAAAUAACCACUCUCAAAAAUAACUUACGAAGUCUUACAAGCAUGACACGUUUAAUAAGCGUCUGAAAACACAAACGCGAAGCGAACCUGUUCAAACUCUCCCGAGCGGAAAGGAGUCGCCGGCCUUAGUCUAGUCCUCGGUCUCGUGGCGGAGAGAAGCAGUCAGCAGUCACAGGUUAUAAGGUCUCCCCAGGAAUGAGUUAAUGAUGGCUUCGAAUCACAGAGGUCUUUCAAUCACGGUUCUCCUGUUACUGUAUCAUGGAGUGUCAGGCAAUAGUACAGAACCAUCUUCAGUCACACCAGUUGAGACGACUCCAGAAGCAAACAUUACUACCAUCGAAACCACUUAUCCGACCACGCCUGCAAUCUCUACCGAUUCCACAGACGUGACCGACAUACCCAUACAGCCCGAAACAGACUGCCAAGCCUUCAUUCCAAAAUCAGGACAGUGUCGUUUCAGCCGUUCACAAAAGGUGAACAUCUCGUCGUCAAAUCCAUGCAUUUUCAAGUGUCAUUAUAAUCCUACCGAGCUCAGUCCGAUUCGCUUUGAAGUUCAUCUCUCCUACAAGCACCCAACACAGAACCCCACCUUUGUAACAGUCAAACAGAGGUACUUCAUCAAUUCUUGGACAAUGCCAAUUUUAUUUCCCGAUCAUGGAGAGAACCAGAAAUUCACUUCAAUAGAGAAGAUGCUUUGCCCUCCUACGAACUUACAGAAUGAAACCCUAGAAUUCCAUUUCGCAACAGAGAGCACCCAGAAUAUAUCCUUUCUUUUGGAUGUUAGCAACCAGUCCUAUGUCCUCAGAAUGGGGGAUAAUGUCACUGUGAAGGCAACACCUGUUUCACCUUGGGUUAAGCUGUAUAAAUGGGACAAAGAGGACUCUAUCCUGGUGACUGCUGACAGUCGAGACAAUAGCGAUACUGUCUGUUCCAUACUUGCACUGCAGAAUGCAAAGUGUCCUGUUUAUGCUGAUGAAGCAGAAGUACGCGCUGGAGGAACUCAAUUUCAGACCUUUACGUCUCGGGCAGGCAUGGUAGCACGCAGGGAAAACUUUCCAGAUGGAGUACACAUUAUUGUGGUACCUUUACCUGAUGAUGACCCUUGUACAUUAGCAGUCUCAGAAAGAGCAAAUCACACAUCUCGUCAAAAGUCUGUGACUCUUCAGGUAUAUAACCAUGCCACUAUAGCGUCUACGUGGUAUGUCUUCCUCUUAACAGCAGGAGUCAUGGCAACAGUCAUCUCUUCCUUCACUGCUCUUUCAAUCAAGAUGAUCAGAAGAAACUUGCUAUCUGAAUCUGUUGAUUUAGAAGAUGAGGAUGAGAGGAAUCUGCUUGGAGAUUCGGGUAAUUCUGGAACACACAGCAGAAUCCGGGUAGAGGAAAUGGCAGGAGUUUCAGUGUUGCCUGGCGGUGAGAUUGGUGGGACCAUGUCAGAAGGUAGUCGGAGGGAAGGUGGUUCUCAUGAAAGACCGUUUGUGUCGGCAUCACUCUCUGAUGGUCACUUAUCCCGGAAUGUUUCCAAUGAACCUUAUGGAAGAUUGCAAAUAGAUAAUGGAUCAAGAGAACUCCAGCCUCUUCCUUAUGCCGUACCCUCCACCUAUGCACCACAUCAUGCAGUUCUCAACUUCUCGGCAAGAUUCAACCCAAGACUUGUAUGUUGGUGGAAACGAUUGGCAGUCUAUGAAUUGCGGACGGCAGAUGCACAAGUUGCGGAGAUAGGCUUUCAGAAUAAUAUUCUGAUCAUGGCAGUAUUUACAGCACUUCCAACCACAGAACUUGUGAGAUCAUAUUUAAAGGUAAGUCUUCAGCCACUUAAAUUCUUAAAUUUGAGUUAAAUCAAAUAUAUUAAUGUCUUAUGUUUGGCUCACUGGGACAAGGCUCCUGAGUACUGAUUGGGAGUUCAUACCUCACCGAUGCCUUGCAUGACUAGGACCCAAACUAUAGUUAGCUCACAUAAGACAUUGUUUUCUUUUCAGAGUGUUGGUGUAAGUAGGCACUAUGGAUUGUUUAUGUCUGUUGGUUAUGGACUCUUCAUCCAAGGUGUUAUGUCAUCCCUGUAUCACACUUGCCCUAACAGCGUUACUAUCAGAUUUGACAUGAUGUUCAUGUAUGUGGUGGCGGUUGCUGCUAUUGUGAGCAUGUGGGGAUUCCGCCACGGUGACGUUACACACCACGUUUACCCCACGAUGGUUAUGAUUGGUAUGAUACUUCUGAUGGCAGAGGCACGAGAAUGGGUCAGUCAGGCAGCCUUCUGGAGUAUUCUGUCUCUGUUCUAUGUCUUCCUAAUGGUGACAAACACCAUACUGCUCUCAAAGUAUGGAGUUUGGUCCUUUUCUCCAUACAAGAUGCUAAUGGUGUGGAAGGGAUGGAGACCUGUUGCCGAGAAAUUGCAUAAUGAGUUAUGGGGUUCGGCAACUACAACCAAGCCACUGCAGAUUGUGAGGAUUGUCAUAGGACUGGUGAUAAAUUCUGCAAUUAUCCUAUUUGGUUGUUUAGCUGAUCCAAAUAUCUACAGUUAUAUCCUCAUGGUGUGCCUCAUCAACAUGGGACUUUACUUCUUAAACUAUCUAAUCGCAAAGAUAUGUGAGAGGGAAAGUGUGAGAGCUCUUCCCUCCAUAGCUCUGGUAUCAUCCUUGCUAUUUUGGAUCCUAGCACUGGUGGCAUUUUUCUUCCACAGCACCGAUUCAGAGGCUUCACCAUCUGUGUCCCGUGCCAAGAAUUCUCCCUGUGAGUUCUUCGGGGUUUUUGACACUCAUGAUGCCUGGCACCUCUUGUCUGCCUUAGCACUUUUCACGUUCUUUGUGGGUAUCCUGACUUUGGAUGAUGAUCUUUGCCACACAUGUUCAGAUAAGAUUCAUGUGUUUUAGUUUAACCAUUUGGUACUACACUGCAAGCCUUGGUAAAUCCUCUUUUUCAUUAUUAAUUUAUAGCUAUUUAAAGUGUUUUGUUUGAAUGAGUAAAUCUGUGUUGUAGUAAGAUUAUUGAUGGUUAAAGAUAUUUUCAUAAUGACUCACAGAUAUGUAUGUCUUGUAGCAUUAAAACACUAAUGCAGGUUGUUUGUUGAUGACAUUUGCCCCAAAACUAUUGGUAGUGCUUAUAUUUCAUUUGUGUUUCUGUGCUGUGUUUUUAAAGACUUUUCAUGCCAUUAUGAUAACUGAAACAUUUCUUUGCUUAAUGGUAGGGUUUUUUAUGGAUACUGAAAAAACUAUUCAUGUCAUGAUUGUUUCAAUUUGUAUAUACAUGAUUGUGACUGAACCAAAAUAUUUUUUGUAUAUCAUUAUUAAAUACCUGACUCUUUCUCAUUUUAUUUUUCCUUUCAUAAUCACUAUGAACACAUCCCAUUAUUUUUGUAAGUUGAAUUAGAAUAACUUAAAAGGUUUUCUGAUAUUCGUUUGUAUUGUGCUACAUUGAUAUAAAAUUGCCAAAUUCAAAAUGGACUUAAAUGCUAUGUAUUUACUGAAUGUUUGUAUUAAUGACAUGAGUGAAUAAAGAAGUCAUGCUUGGA
Molecule: messenger RNA, 4001 nt
Organism: Penaeus indicus
Lineage: Eukaryota; Metazoa; Arthropoda; Malacostraca; Decapoda; Penaeidae
Product: SID1 transmembrane family member 2-like
Exons: 17
Biological process (GO): RNA transport
Cellular component (GO): lysosome; plasma membrane
Molecular function (GO): double-stranded RNA binding; RNA transmembrane transporter activity
Source: RefSeq, a predicted model, not a curated record